AUGUCUGAGGCAAGUGCAGGGAUGCAUUGUUACGAGUCUGAAGAGCUGGAUUCUGUUGCAAGUGAUGAUGAAGACAGUCAGCAAGCAGCAUUUCCUCAAGCUAAUCCAGAUGCUCCAGUAAAGGAGGUAAGGUUGGAGCUUGGCAUGGAGUUUGAGAAUCUAGAGCAUUUCAAGAAGGCAGUUAAGAAGUUCAACAUCAACAUAGGGCGAAGCAUAUUCUUUUCAAGAGUGGAUUCAACUAGGUGCAAGGCCAUAUGUUAUGAUGAGGAUUGUCCAUGGCAGAUAUAUUGUGCAAAACGGUCGUUUCCAUUAAGCUUCCAGGUGAAGACUUUUGUCAAUGAACAUACCUGCAGCAAAGUUAAUAAGAACAAAUCUGCAGAUGAAAAAUGGGUUGUAGAGGAGUUUGAGGACAAGAUCCGUGACCAUCCAAACAUGACUCAAAGGCAGGCACAUGAUUUUUUCAAGAAGGAGUUUGAUGUGAUUGUGAAUGAGAGAAAGAUAUACCGUGCAAUGGUAAAGGCGAAAGAACUAAUAGAAGGAUCAGAAAUAGCUCAGUAUGCACUUCUUCGGGACUAUGCUAAAGAAAUAAUGAAGACCAACCCUGGCUCCACCGUAAGGAUUAGCACUGAUUAUGUCGAAGGGACUGAGCAUAAAUUCAAAAGGAUUUACAUAUGCUUGGAAGGGUGUAAGAAGUGCUUUUCGGUUGGCUGCAGGCCUUUUAUCGGGUUAGAUGGUACUUUUCUAAAGGGAUACUACCCUGGGCAGUUGAUGACUGCGAUCGGCCACGAUGCCAAUAACCACAUAUAUCCUAUAUCCUAUGUUGUGGUGGAGUGCGAAUGCAAGGAUAGUUGGAAGUGUUUUCUCGAACUUCUCCAAGAAGACUUAGGGGACGCAGCUAUCAAUGGAAUCAACUUCAUGUCAGACAUGCAGAAGGGGAUAAUCAUAUACUUGCUUUACUUUUCCCCACCAGGGCCUCAUCCUUGCUAUGCGUGA
This is a messenger RNA of Arachis stenosperma, 993 nucleotides long. RefSeq lists its product as uncharacterized. The transcript has 2 exons. Lineage: Eukaryota; Viridiplantae; Streptophyta; Magnoliopsida; Fabales; Fabaceae. The record is from RefSeq and is a predicted model, not a curated record. The coding region runs from base 1 to 993 and encodes 330 amino acids.